CGGGAGGGACACAGAGGAGGAGAUGGAGGACAGCAGACGGUCGUUUCAGCUAAACGUCUUUUCUCAGGCAAUAUGGUGUGUGUGCCUGUGAUUCUCCUGCUGGAGUUUAAUGAUAUUAUGGGAUUACAGUCCUGCGCCUCUAAAGCCGGUAAUAUUUACUACACUGCCGCUCCGAUUGACGGGACCGAAAUACAGUUCAGGGAAUCACAGAAAUAUGAAUUAACUGGAGGUUUCUUACUUGUUGCACGAUAGAAAGGAGGGAGCGUCCAUUUUGCAGGGAGUGGAUGAAUUAUCUGGACUUUUGAUGCGUUUCUUUGGAGUUUAACACAUGGAAAGAUGAACGUCGAGCGAGUGGAAACGAGGAAAACUUUAUUCCAGUGAAUCAGGAAUUCAGUCAUCCCACAAAAUAAGGACUCCCUGGAGAAAACUUGUCUUUGAUCAGUAAAACAAUACUGUUUCAUCAAGAACUGCAUGGUUAUGUCUCUGUCGGCUCUACCGGAAUGGAAGCAGCUGCUACUGGAGCGAAAGCGAAGAGAGGAGGAGGACAGAGAGAGACGAGAGCGGGAGGAAGAGGAGAGGCUGGCCAGCAUGCCGGCCUGGAAGCGAGGGAUCAUCCAGAGAAGGAGGGCGAAGCAGGAUGAGGAACGAGAGAGGGAGAAAGAGAGAGAUGGAGGACAGCAUACUCCGGAUGUCCUGGGAAUCACGGAGGACAUCGUCACAGAGCAAAUGGACAGUAAACUCGCACAUCACCUCCAGAGUGACCAAACUGGGCACAAAGUGCAAAAGCAGAUAUCCAAAGACACCAUCAGCCCCAUCCAACAGAACCCCUUCAUCCGUUCCGAGAACAGCUUUAGGAGAGAUAAAAGAGGGAAGGAGGUGAUUAGAGAUGGAGAGAAUGAGUAUAAAAAGACCACCAAUAAUAAAGAGAGAGAAAGGAAUAGGGAAACUGAGAGGGAGAUUUGGAGAGGACGAGAUAGAGAGAUGUGGGUAGAGAAGAUGGGAAACAAAAACGAGGGACGAGAGCGAGACCGAAGCACUGGGAGAGAAAGCAAAGAGGCAGACAGUAGCAAAUCCCCAUUUUCUCCGGUCAUAGGUCUUCGCACGAUCCAGGCAAACAACAUUAUCAUCAUUGAAAAAGAGAAAAAUUGUAAGGAAAAACUGGAUAGGAGGAAUAAGGAUGUUGAUGAGGAAGAAAAGAGGAUGAGGAUGGAUUUUAGAGAGUUUCUGGCUUGCGGAGGAAGCGUGACGGAGAUUAGGGCGUCGGAAGUAUUGAUCAUCAAGCCGCCCGUGACGGAAGGGAAAAGGGAAACAGAGAUGCCAGAGAGAGGGAGCAGUGAAGAACGUUUAGAUAGAGAAGGGAUAUGGUCCUCCAUGCACCUGAUGUCGAGGAAGGUCAUGCAAAGAGCAGAGAGAGUCCUGAACCACAAGGACAGGCGAACUCCAGAAUGUAGUGGCCGGGUUAGUCAGCUGCUUAGUAAGUUUGGCGAACACCCCAAACCUCCGAUGCGCUCCAAGAGCACGGAGUGCUUCAACCGACCGGGCAAUAGUCAGACCAGAUACAGCACAGGAGACCUGUUUGUGCAAGAGGAUCAGAGCACAGAGGAGACGGACACGAGUCCGACAUUAAGGGGUGUUCCCAAACGCUCCUUUAGCUUCUCUGACCGUGUGGUUUGCCAACAGGAGAACAGUGAGGAAAAGACAGACUUUAAGGUGAUGGAGAGGACAUACUCUGACCGCAGGGUCAAGUCACAGGGAACAUCGGAGAGCCAUUCGAGGGUCACCAGGCGAUGGGGCCGACCCAAACAUGAUGAGGUGAUGCACGAAAAGAGACAAAAAGAACGAAGAGUAGAAAAUAAGAAUGACUCUGUUUGUGGAGAGACAGAGGAACGGACUUCAAGUGUAGACGGAGAAGAGGGCUUCACUCUGGCCUCCGUCAGAAACCCAGAAGGGGUCGCAUUUGCACGACGAAUUCCUAUCAAACAAGAUGGGAGGGAGAGCAGUUCAGAAAGAGAGAUCAAGAGAGAGGAGAAUGAGAGAGAAAUUAAGAUAGAUAAAGAGAAACAUAAAGAGAAGAGGCGGGAGGAAGAGAUAAUGGUAAGACAGACAACGGAAGCAAAAACAGAAUCCGAAAGGAGAUGGAAUCAGGAUGAGGUAACCGUCGGAGCUUCAAUACAAUCCCAUGCUGCAUAUAUCCCAUCCUCAGAUGACCGUAUUAUAGAUUUCUCUGCAGACGUUCGGUGCCAAUGUGUAGAUGCCAGCUGCCAGACUACGGCCUAUGUUGAACAAAGACAACCCUCUGGCCAAGAAAAAGUCCAAUCAGACAGAGAACUUAAGAGGACAGGGCAUGUGUUUUCACAUGGUGAAAUGAGUAACCAGGAUCAAGAAGAGCAUCAACAGUAUCAGAAUUUACCAAAACGAGCCACAGAGGAAAUACAUUUUACCUCACAACCCCCACAACACUCUGUUACACUGGGACAGAGCAAACUCUGCACCCAAGAGGGAGUCACCAUCCCCAGGACUGUGUUUUAUGGAGUCGAUAUAUCAGAAGAAAGGAGGGCCAGUCUCCCUGUUGGGGAUGGACAAGAUGGAGGACAAAUGGAGAGGAAAGGGAGCUGGAAGGCUGGGCGACCUCUGACCCGAGUUGAGUCUCUAAAAGAGAGAAUUCGUCAGCGAGAGAAGGAAAGAGAGAAAUCUGGGGAGGAUUGCAAAGAAGUGGCCAGCAGAGAAACAGAAGGAACUGUGAAAGAACAGGAAGAAACCACAUUUCAGUCUGUCAGACUGUUUGACGUCACACAGGACGCUAGCAUGUCAAAGUCAAGCCCUCAACUUCCUGUUCCUGUUUCUCUGUCGCUCUUGCAGUCAGCCUCGACAGAAACAGAAGUCGGGGAGAUCUCUAGAGAAGUAUCCGCGAGCGAUUUCUGCCCCGGGAAAACAGAGAGAGAGACAGAACACCAUGUAGAGGAGUGUGGAACAAGCAACGCUUGGAGAACACAGGACAUUGACGGAGGAGAAGACAAGAAAGAGAGAGAGGAAGAGUUGCUAGAGGAAGAGUAUCUUCCUCCCUCUCUUUCUCCCUCCCCACCACUUUCGGACUCAUUAGACGCCAUGAGCCGUAUAUACAACCUCAAGACGGUGGGCUCCAGGACUGCAGUAUGUAUCAGUGAAAGGACCGCUGAUUUGCCACCACACAGCGGACCUCAGGGCAAGUACAACCCCAUUAGAGAGGCACCAUCACCGGACGUCCUGCCUGAAACGGCAAAACUGUGGAAUCAUGGGAGGGACAGUGAUAAAUCUGAGACGACGGAGUCGACAGGUGUUCAGAUGGUACAGCGCAAGUUGGAACGGCUACAGCUGAGGGAACAGGAAGCAGGAUGUGGUCCCCACAACGACAGAAAGGCACAGACCAGCAUGGAGAGGAGCCCCUUUGUAGAACCGGAGGUUCGUGCAGCCAAGAGACCAGACAUAUUAAGAGAAACACAGAAAUCACAAGAACCUACAAAUCCUAGAUUUCCACAAGCCCAACAGAAAGCCCAAAGGCAACCAAAUAAACCCCAGCAGGUCAGAUCAUUCACAAUCAAUGCCCGGAACACCGAAUCAACAGAACAAAGCUCUCCAUCGUCAUCCUCUCCCUGCACCGCAUCCCCCUCCUCAACUCCAUCUCCACCUCUCUUUUCCAUUAGGAGCGCCUCGGGUGGACCAGGAAAGAGAGGAACUACUAUCACAAUCACCCCUAGAAGACCUGCUGGGGCAGCCUCGACCAAUAGCAUCCCAACAGGGACCCCUGCAACACCCAAAGCAGCCCCACAGGCCAAUAUAAUACCCACGCCUGCUCCCAGCAACACCAAGGCGACAGGGAAGAAGAGGUAUCCUACAGCAGAAGAGAUUGAAGUGAUUGGAGGGUACCAGAACCUCGAGCGGUCAUGCUUAGUGAAGAGCAGAGGGACACCGAAAUCGGUGAAGGUGUGUUUCGAUGACGCUCAGCUGGAGAGAGUUUGUGAGUACCCUUCAGAAGCCUGUGAGCUAGCUUCCCUCCCCUGCUAUCCAGGGCCAGAAGACGGAGGGAGGGAAGAGGGGUGGCGUGGGGGGGAGCAGGAGGCCGAGGGACAGGAGGAAGAUGAGGAGGACGAGAGCGCAGCGUUUGUAUCUCGCAGUGCCAUGAAUGAGAGCACAGGAAGGGUUCGAUUCCUAAAAAUGAAUCCUGUAAACGACUCUCUAAAUGACAAACCAUGGCAUCCUUUAGAUUUAAAAUUAUUUACUUUUGCAGAAGGUGUAAGUAAUGAUCAAUUUUUUAAAAUGUGGUUUUAAAAUUAUUACAAUUUUUUUUUAUUCUUUAGUUUUGCUUGUCCUGUUGGCAAAUCAAAAAUACAUGCACAAUAUUUGAUUUCAGUUUCAUGUUCAGAGAUGAAGAAAAUAAACAUUUGUUUUACGCUGUGCGCAGUUCAAGCCCUGUAAGUGCUGCUCUGAUUCACAGAAUGAUUACUCAGGUCCGAUAUGAUGGUUUGCACAGUUUACAGAGUUUUAUUAUUAAAACCUUUUAAGGACUGAAGGCUGUUCAUUUAUGAAAAUAACUGGAAUAGAUUUUAUUUCUUUUUAUUGCAUUAUCCUGCAUCAAUUUUGAGGGGAUUUAUUUUUAUUUAUGAAUGAAAAUUAAACCCUCAUUCUCUGAUUGUUACAUGUUUAGAGUUGACUCUCUCUUGUGAAAGUAUGAUUAUGAUUAAUAAAGAUUAGAAUUAGUACUUAUAUAUGAUAUCUGUUUUCAUCUUGAGUUUGUAAAAUAGAAUUUUGACAUUGCAUAUAGAAUGUGAGCGAGAGAGAAUUAUCUGUAUUGAUGGGUCACUUGGAUUUUUACAAUGCGAUCAAAUAAAAAUCCAUUUUUUGUAUAUUAUUUGUACUUGAAUACAGGUUUUCAACUUUCCCAUGAAAUGAGGAAGCACCUUUAAAAUAUUAUUAAACAUUUUAGACAAACA
Megalobrama amblycephala (Wuchang bream) is the source of this 4967-nucleotide messenger RNA. It is a transcript of the gene ppp1r18, whose product is annotated as protein phosphatase 1, regulatory subunit 18. The record is from RefSeq and is a predicted model, not a curated record. The coding region runs from base 472 to 4305 and encodes 1277 amino acids. NCBI's taxonomy places the organism in Eukaryota, Metazoa, Chordata, Actinopteri, Cypriniformes, Xenocyprididae. Gene Ontology annotation, molecular function: phosphatase binding. The transcript has 4 exons.